Molecule: messenger RNA, 735 nt
Organism: Mesitornis unicolor (brown roatelo)
Lineage: Eukaryota; Metazoa; Chordata; Aves; Mesitornithiformes; Mesitornithidae
Gene: PLEKHA3
Product: pleckstrin homology domain containing, family A (phosphoinositide binding specific) member 3
Exons: 6
Biological process (GO): retrograde transport, endosome to Golgi; endosome organization; receptor recycling
Cellular component (GO): early endosome; trans-Golgi network; recycling endosome
Source: RefSeq, a predicted model, not a curated record
GUUGGCAGCCUCGGUGGUUUGUUCUAGACAAUGGGAUAUUAUCGUACUAUGAUUCACAGGAUGAUGUUUGCAAAGGCAGCAAAGGAAGUAUAAAGAUGGCUGUGUGUGAAAUAAAAGUUCAUGCAACAGACAACACAAGAAUGGAGCUAAUCAUCCCAGGGGAACAGCAUUUCUAUAUGAAAGCAGUUAAUGCAGCUGAAAGGCAAAGGUGGCUGGUAGCAUUGGGGAGUGCAAAAGCCUGUUUAGCAGAUACCAGAACAAAAAAAGAAAAAGAAAUAAGUGAGACCAAUGAAUCUCUUAAAACCAAAAUGUCCGAACUUCGUCUCUACUGUGAUCUUUUAAUGCAGCAAGUUCAUACAAUACAAGAGUUUGUUCAUCAUGAUGAGACUCGCCCUCCUCCCAGCAUUGAGAACAUGAAUGAAGCCUCUUCCUUGCUUAGUGCCACAUGUAAUACGUUUAUCACGACACUUGAAGAAUGUGUGAAGAUCGCUAAUGCCAAGUUUAAGCCAGAAAUGUUCCAGCUGCCUCACCCUGAUCCCUUAGUUUCUCCCGUGUCACCGUCACCUGUCCAAAUGAUGAAGCGUUCCAUUAGCCACCCUGGUCCUUGCUACUCAGAAAGGAAUAAUCACCCUGUAAAAGAACCAGUUUCAUCCCUUCACCGAUUUUCACAGCGGCGCAGAAGAACAUACUCAGAUACAGAAACUUACAGUGAUACUCCUUUUGAAGAUUCUCAGA